Capsicum annuum is the source of this 483-nucleotide messenger RNA. Its product is annotated as E3 ubiquitin-protein ligase RHA2B-like. The transcript has a single exon. Lineage: Eukaryota; Viridiplantae; Streptophyta; Magnoliopsida; Solanales; Solanaceae. The record is from RefSeq and is a predicted model, not a curated record. Bases 1 to 483 code for a protein of 160 amino acids.
AUGGCCGCUCUUUCUCAACUUUUAGCUCAUAUCUACACCAUGACCUUAGUCUUCUUCACCAUUCUAAUUCUCGAACUCGUCAUCUUCGUACGUGUCGUGACCAACACAAUCUACGACUCCAGUCGCGGCCGCCCCAUCACCACCAAGCAGUAUCUAAAGCUCAUCGACGAAAAAAACCCGGUCAGCCUGUUCAAGACUGCAGGUUUUUCCGAGUUAUGUGCUGUUUGUUUGUCAACAUUUGAGGAUGGCGAGCAAGUGCGAAAGCUAAAAUGCAAGCACAUAUUUCAUAAGGAUUGUUUGGAUACGUGGCUCCAGCAGGAUUCUGCCAUGUGUCCACUCUGCCGAAAUAAGGUGCUGCCAGAAGAAAUCGUGGUAAAAUUCCGGCAGCACCGAAAUCAACAGUUGGAGUAUGAAGGAAGUGAUGAGGAGCUAAUUUUUUUGUUAUCCGCAUUACAUGGUAAUUAUAUUCGUAGGUUUUUGUAA